GUAUUGGUGGAUGUGUUUAUCUGAAAUGUUGAAAUAAAUAACACAGUUAAAAAUUUUAGUACGUUCAAAAGUAAAUUAAAAGAAAGAACAACAUCUAUCAUUAAUAAAAUAGUGCGAGUAAAAACUAUCGUGAAAUAUUAUUUAAUUGUAUUUAGGCAAUGCUAUUGGUGUCUUAGAGGAGGUAUCUCACAUUAAACAGUGAUACAUUUUCAAAUAAAAUGGGAAAGCUAUUGAGUUUAUUAGCUCGAGAUGAUUCAAAUUGCUGUUCAUCGCCAAGAUAUGAUAUAUUUCUGGAUUUUGAGAAUGCAGCGCCUACAGAUACGGAGCGAGAAGUGUACGAAGAAGUUCAGAGAGUGCUGAUAGUUUCUGAUAAAAUCUUAGAAGAAAUACAAUGUUACAAGGGAGCUGGAAAGGAGAUACGAGAAGCUAUUGCUGAUCCUUCCACCAUCACUCAAGAGAGAGCGUGGCGUGCGGUCAAACCCCUGGUUGACAAACUGCACAGGUUUUACAAUCAUUCGAUGGAGUUGCAAAAGGUGGUGCCACGAGUGUUGGGUUCACUGGUCGGCGGCGGAAUGAGUCCGACACAACACUUGGAGCAGCAGCAGGCCCUCGUGAAACAGUUCGCUGAAAUACUGGAGUUCGUCUUGAAGUUCGAUGAACACAAAAUGAAAACACCAGCCAUCCAGAAUGACUUCAGCUACUACAGACGGAUAGUCUCUCGGGGUGGACUCAUAAAUGCAGAACCGCCCUCCGGGGAAGAACCACAUCUUGGCGCCGAGGUCGCCAACAGAAUGUCUCUCUUCUACGCACAAGCUACUCCAAUGCUGAAAGUGUUGUCAGAAUCCACGAGUCAGUUCGUGAACGAUAAUCAACAAGAUCUGGAGAAUACGACGGAAACCCUGAGUACGAUGGCCAAAGUUUGCUUGAGGAUGUUGGAGAACCCGAAACUGGUCGCACAAUUCAGCCGCGAGGAGACUUCACUUCUCGUGCUGCGCGUGAUGGUCGGCCUGAUCAUCCUCUACGACUGGGUCCAUCCUUCAGGAGCAUUCUGCCGUUCCUCGUCCGUGGACGUGAAGGGCUGUGUGAAGUUCCUCCAGCAACAACCACCGCCGAAAGCCGAGCCACUCCUCAACGCCCUGCGGUAUACCACCAAGCAUCUGAACAGUCAGUCGACGCCCAAGAAUAUAAGGAGUUUGUUGGCCGCGUGAGGACAGCAUUCCAGCCUUGCAUGUUGCUGUGGGGAAUGAUGUGACAAUAAUUGAUGGGGAUUUCUCGACGGCAUUUGUUCAGCUUUCAUCUUAGUCGGUUAUGGUUUGACCCCAUUUUCUUUAUGACAAUAAAUGACGAGACGAGCAAGACGUUCUGCUGAUGGUAUUUGAUACGCCCCGACCAUUACAAUACAGUGCCGCUCUGGAUUCUUGAAAAACCCAAAAAGUUCACUAGCUACGGCGCCCUUCAGACCAAAACACAAUAAUGCUUAUACAUUACUGCUUCACGGCAGAAAUAGGCGCCGUUGUGGUACCCAUAAGGUAGCCGGCAUCCUCUACAAAGGAGCCUCCUAUUAGUAAAAAUGGGCAAACAACAGUAUUAAACACCAAAGAAUUAAUCAUCUAAAUAAAUAUAUUUAUUAUGAAAGGAUUCGAAAAAAUCACUUUGAUAUAAUGUUUGAGAUUUAAAUUUUAAUACGACAAACGGCCAUGUUAAUCAAAUAAAAUUCACUUUAUUUAUUUAGGUCAAAGAAAUUACACUCAGAACUCAGAUAAUUUAUACAUGUAGAUAGUCUCUUGCUGUUAGACAACCGAUGAAAACAGGCCAGGUUUAUUACUUUAGUGUACGUGACAAGCUGCGCAAACACUCGCGAUUUGUUUUUCAGUUUGUGUUAGGGCGUGCUUUGCUCAAAACAGAAGUUAACUGUCCACCUCAAUUAUUUUCACAGGUCUCACAGUUUAUAGACAUACGUUUAAAUGAUGUAAUAUUCAGAAAAUGUUUAACGAGAAGUGACAAGAAAGCCAUUGGCACUCUUUUAAAUCAACAUUCACAGCUUCAUCGUUUUACAAAUUAUUUCAAUUACAAUCUAUGUAUUGAAACACCAAUCACUGUGCAGCUUUAAGUUUUACGCGUUUUCAUUGGUGCUGAGGCGUGACGUCACAACACGACCGUUGUAGUUCUACCAAUAGCAUUCCAGAUUUUUUACUGCCCAAAUAAAGAUUUUUUCCGAAAAAGAGACGCGUACCUACAUUAUGGAAGAGUAGACCGUAAUAAAAAUCUGUCUUGAUGCUAAUUAUAACAAUGAAGUUGUCAAUAAUAACAUGGAUUCCAUGCUUGAGACAUUUUUGCAGAAACAUUUUACUUUAAUCAAAACACAAAAUCACUGGAGCGUUUAUACAGGUCAAGAAUGUAAAUAUUUUUCGGGAAUCACAGCUGAAUUAUAUGAAGUGUAGGUUUGUUCUUGAUGGCUGUUAUUGUUGCGCUACGGUCAGUGACUCUUACUACGUUGCGUCGAUAGAAAACGAUAUCUAUCGCUCUUGAUAUACUUCUUUAUCGCUAACGCUCAGUAGCGCGUUUAUAGUAAGGGGGGAAGUGAGCGGUCGGUAUGUUACUUCGUACCAUUAACGCGCUACUGAGCGUAUGUCCGGCCACACAUAAAAUAUUGCUGUCACCUCUGGUCUGCGCACCCCAGUAUCAGCUCGAUCCAUUUGGCCGCGUGCAACACAGAGCAGCUCAAAUUGACAGGUACCCAGUUCUCUGUGAACGACUAGUAGAUUUAUUAAAUUAUAAUUAUUCGCACGACACGCCUUUAUACACUUUGCGUUGCCUAGAGACGUCGCUUCAUUGUGCGUCUUCUACUGCAUUUAUCACGGGUUCAAGGAAACAGCUGUUUCCUGCCGCUGAAUUCUACCUUCGCACGACACGCUGCAAGUUAGGAUAUCAUCCCCACCAUCUGGAUGUAUGGCGUUUUACCCACAGUGUGGUUUUCAAGGAGCUUUCUUCCUCGUACUACAAAUCUGUAGAAUAAGCUUCCUUGUGUGGUGUUUCCGGGACUAUACGACAUGGGUACCUUCAAAAAAAGCGCGUACACCUUCCUUAAAGGCAACGCUCCUGUGAUUCCUCUGGUGUUGCAACAGAAUGUGGGCGGCGGUAAUCACUUAACACCAGGUGACCCGUACGCUCGUUUGUCCUCUCUUCCAAAAAAAAAUGUAUAGUGUGGAUAUCGCUGUCCCGAUAUAUCGAUAUAGAUAUCGUUUUCUAUCGACGUGACAUAGUACUUCGGGUCAUUAAACGUACUUCCGUACAGAAUACCGAAAUGCUACCAUAAUUGUAAAAUGUCAAGUUAAAGAGCGCGUACACUUUUGUAACAGGCCGGCAACGCUCCUGUGAUUCCUCUGGUGUUGCAAGAUAAUGUGGGCGACAGUGAUCACUUGUCCUCUUUUCCAAAGAAAAGUUGAAAAUGUGUUUUUUUUCUUUGGCCUUUUUAUGUCUAUAAUGAUUAUGAACAGUUGUUUGUGAAAUUAUAUUAGGUAUAUAAUUAAAAAAAAAUAUUCCAAUAUUAAGAUCAAACCAUGGCCGACUAUUAUUUAAAAUAAAUUUAGUAGUACUAAAUAACUUAGGCAUUACCGACAUACUAUUCCUAAUGUGUUUCCUUUGCAGUUGUGAUAAAUUACAGUUGAUAUUUUUUUAAUCAAAGCUUUUUAAUAAUAGUUAUAUCAAACGAGUUAGUUCUAUAUCGGUUAAGGGAAUUUUCUUUCUACCCUCACUAUAAGAUUCUAAUUUAAAAGAUUUCACCUUCAAUUCUAUUGAUGCACGUUGGUGGAAACUUUUAUUCUAGAUUUUAUUAUUAUGUUAAAUAUUAAUUUAAUUGCUGCUAAAUAUUAAUAUUAGCUCGUUACAUAAUCAAUUUAGUGAUGUUGAUUCUAUUUAUAUUGCUUCGAGUAUCGAACGAAAGGAGGCAUUUAUCUUGUUCUAUAUAACUAAAAUCAAUGUUUGUAUAGUUCUGAAACCAUCACAACCACCAACGGCUUGUAUACGCACGCAUAAUGCUAGAUUGUCUCCUUUCGGUUAAUACUCUAACUCUGUUGUUAAUAAACACGGAGUAAAGUUAUUUCAAGUUUAAAAUUUUUGUCACUUCAGAGUUCAGAAUUACGUGACAAUCAUUCAGAGUUCAGAAUUACGUGACAAUCACUACAGAAGUAAUUUAAAACUUGGAUUAACUUUACGAUUAUUAAUAAGACAGUAAGCGUAUAUGUGCAAUAUUCACACAAACUUACUAUUUUUGCAUGCGAUAGAAUUCAUUGUAAACAAAUUAAGUGAAUAGUAGUAUAAUAUCAUAAUAGCUUUAAAAGCAUUCAUUAAUUUUAGAGAAAUAACUCCCCCCGCCCCACACGAGUGCAAGGUUCAACACUUUGUCAUAACUAAAGAGAAUUUAAAGUAGUUUCAAACUGUAAGUCGUAAGAUAGAGUAUUAUAUAAGUAUUAUAUUAUUAGAUGUAUCGUAGGAUCCUUGUAAUUGGUUACCAUGUACUGUGCAAUAUACUCCAGUGAACGCGUCUACUUACGUUCGUUUAUAAAAGUUGCCUUGUUGCGGUCGUGAACAAGAAAAGUUUAGGUCAUCGACCUUAUGCUAUCUAUCCUUGUCGCUCUCGUACACGUAUCGUAAAAUUAAGUUAUAUUCCAGGGAGAAUUUCUGAAAUUAAUACUGCGCAGAAACUCUAAAACGCACAAAUUAAACAAAAUAAUAAACCUAGUUAAAUCUAGCCAAAGUAUAUCGUAAAAAGACUGAAAACUAAUGCUCUUUAUGAUUUUAUUCAAUUCCAUAAAACUUGUAUGCACUAAUGUGCGAAGAUUCUAUUACUAUUAUUCGUUUAAUACAAAUAAAUUUAUCAUACUAAUAUUAAAGUUAUGGCCAUCCAGGAUAAUUUAUAAUGCAAAUAAUGUGGAUUUUUUAAUACACUAUUUUGUAGCCGCUAUGAAGCUCAAAAUUAUGUUAGUGGUAUGUCAAUGACUUGUUUUAAUUCAUAAUAUUAUAUUUAAUUUUGUCUAGUCUUCCACAUUAGAACAUGCUUAUUAUAAUAAUUUUUGAAGUUGAUUUGAAUAAACCUACACCAAAUCAAAUAUGAUUUCAUCUCAACUUUUCUAUAGUCGAAUUUAAUGUAUGUUUGCAGAAACUACUCCGUUUGACAUUGACACCUGUCAAAUAGGAGUCUCAUAGCGUAUGUGUUAUACAAAACUUCAAUCAUUGAAAUAAAAAUUUUCUAGAAAUGUAGGGAAAGUGUUAAAGCUAUGUAUGGAUUAGAAUAUACUUGCGUAUAGACGACCUGACAGCCCGAUAAUGUGUGUGUUAGUAUAUCUGAUAGUGGGUUAAUAUUCUAAAUAGUAAGGAGCUAAUAUCAAGCGUGGCUGACUGUUUACGACUUGUAAAUUAAAAUUAAUUAUAGACGGUUACAGUGAGAUGCGCUUACCUUUUCUAUCUGGAUGUAACUCCGUUAGACAUGUUCUCCUCUCUUGUGCACACUUUAUCGAUACGCUAGUAAGUUGUAAGUCUGGGACAUUUUAUUAUACAGUUUGACUGGUGAAACAUUUAACGAUAUUUAAGGAGAGUAUACUCGCUACUUCAUUCUCGUUAUAAAAAAUGAUAGCUUGAUUGUUGAACUAAUUUCCCCAUACUAAAUAAAUUGAGUAUCAUAUUAUGUGACUCUUACGCUAGCUAAGCGCAAGCGCCAAUAGGUUCGUGUGUCCGCCUCCACAUUCGUAUAUUGUCUUAUCACCAGUCAUGCUGUAUAAAUCAUUAUUAUAGUGUGUAAUUAACUGCCUAUAUAAAACUUAUAUACAAUAAAUAAUUACAUAGAUAAAGAAAUAGUUUCUAGAGCUGUUCCUAAAAUAUUUAUGUCUUAUUGUUUUACUAUAAGCAGAUAUUAUAACACGAUAUUACGCCUAGAAUGUCAACUCACGCGUCACGUGGUGUAGUUAAACGGUGACUUUAGCCUUUCAAAAUAUUUCUAAUGAACAUCACAUACAAAAACUAGGCUUGAGCUUUUAUUGAAGAGGAACAAACACCGCCGAAACCUGGCUGUAUGGGCUCUAACCCUUUAUCCUUUCGUUGAAAUGAAUGAUGAACAAUUAAAAAUUUUGAUUUUUUUUGACAGCUGUAAUGCAUGCAGAUGGCAAUUUAGCAUGCAAUCAUGACGUAUAGAAUGGUAAUUGGUGAGUGUUUGUUAAAUCCAAUGUCCAAUCCCAUAUACUGACUAAGAUGUCUAGAGGAUAGCGCUUUUAAAACACUUUUUGGUGAAAGAUCUUUUUGAACCGAUUCAUUUUUGUUUAAUGCUAUGUUUUUAAACGGAUUUAAAAACUGGUUUUAAGACUUGAUUAUAGUUUAUAUUAAAAUAUAGAGGAUUUAGUGCAGUAUUCAAUAUUACAAUUUUUUAUUCAUUCCUGUAUUAAUUCUUGAAAAACAAACAGUCAUCAAUGAUGAAUAGGUAAGUGUAUUAAUAAUUUCCACUAUCGCCUUUAUAUUCAUUUAGGGAAUGUCUUUAACACAUUACCUUGAUAACAAUAGAAGUGUUAUGAGUACAGAAUAAUUAAGUAAUAUUACUUAAAUGUUAUUGUUGCUUAUUAAAAUAGAUAAGUUUCAUUUCACAAUAUUUAUAUUGUUAUAGCAUAAUUCACAUAUAUAAAAUAAUAAUUAUAGCUUAAACCAGAAUUAUUAUUAUUAAUCAAUUCUAACUGUAAAAUGAUAAUUGUUAGAUAUUGUACUCUGUUUGCCGAGAGUUGAUAAGUAUUACUAAAUGUCCUAAAAAGCGACUGUCGCAAACCAUAUAAGUUUCGUGGUAAGAGGCAAGCGUACGCCUACGCCGAUAUGUAUGAAAUAAAAAACAAUUUGAUUUAAUUUUUAUCAACUCUGGGCUAAGACUUUGUGAUUGUUAAUAUGAAUUAACAAGCACAUAAAAUCCUAAUAUAAUGAAUUAUUAACACGGCAUUUAUACAUUUAAGGCAGGUGUCUUUAAAGAACCUGAUUUAUUUACUAUUAAGAAAUGUUUGUUAAACUAAAUUUAAAGUGUGUCUUUGAGUAUGGCAGCAUUUACAGAUAAUUAAAUAAAAUUUUCAAAAUAUCACUGCCCUAAUGUUAAUGCAUAAUAUACUGUAUUUUUGAGAAUUUUCCUAACAUGAAAAAAUACUAUAAGCCAAUUUAUUGGGUUUUAUAUAAUAUAAUAUGUAUUUAUUGAAAGGUAUAAUAAAUGCUAGUUUAGAUUUUAGAGUCAUAUAAAGCUAUUUUAUAGUUAUUAGGGAACUUUGGUAAAAAUAUGUAUUAUUGAUAAAUUAAAUGAAAAUUUCUUAAAAUGUUAUUAGUAUAAAUUUUUUCCUGUUCUUAUAUUUAAUAUUAUUGUCCAUGCACUAUUGUUUACUUAUUGCUGGUUAAAAAUAUUGUAAUUUAAAUUGUGAUAUCAAACACUAUGGUAAAAUUUUAAUUAAAUAUAUUUUUUGGAGCGGACAACCCUCUUCACUAUAAUUGACAGUUUAUUUUUAGAAGUAGAAUCAUUUGUUAUAGCUAAAUAUUUUAGGUAAUAUAAUAUUAUUGCUUCUCAAAUGUUUAAGUACUCUUAGAAUGUUUAAGUUUAAACUAUUUAUUGUAUAUAAUAGAAACACCAAAGGUAUAAAUAAACAUGAACUAGUAUCACAUG
Messenger RNA from Leptidea sinapis, 7672 nucleotides. Its product is annotated as CYFIP-related Rac1 interactor B. The coding region runs from base 219 to 1208 and encodes 329 amino acids. Gene Ontology annotation, molecular function: small GTPase binding. Lineage: Eukaryota; Metazoa; Arthropoda; Insecta; Lepidoptera; Pieridae. Gene Ontology annotation, biological process: regulation of actin filament polymerization. The record is from RefSeq and is a predicted model, not a curated record. The transcript has 4 exons.